Sorghum bicolor (sorghum) is the source of this 1531-nucleotide messenger RNA. RefSeq lists its product as uncharacterized. Gene Ontology annotation, biological process: RNA methylation. Lineage: Eukaryota; Viridiplantae; Streptophyta; Magnoliopsida; Poales; Poaceae. Bases 194 to 1420 code for a protein of 408 amino acids. The transcript has 10 exons. The record is from RefSeq and is a predicted model, not a curated record. Gene Ontology annotation, molecular function: methyltransferase activity.
CCGGGUCCUUCCAACCGUCUCUCGUCAGACCCAGCUCAAACCCCUCCAUCCCGGGCGGCCCGGGCGGCGGCGGCGAGCUGCCUUGGCGCCCGGCAGCGCAGGGCAGCAGAACAAGCGGCUACCGCGGCCUGCCCUCAGCGCCUGCAGAGGCGCCGCCCAUCCUCUAAGCUCCAGGAUUCUCAAGUCUUCAAGAAUGGAAGAGCCGGAUUGUCCAGAAGGUUCCGUUUCCGACCGCGGAGGAGAGCGGCAGACGGCUUCCCUGCCGCUGCCGGACGCCUUCCUCGAGUUCCUCAGCGAGAAUGGCCUGGACCCAGCGGUGUACUCAAUGGCAGCCACCAUCCCGCGCUACAUAAGACUAAAACCAGGCAUGGAGUCCCAGAUCACAGAGAUCGAAUCCGAGUUGAAGUGUGUCCUCGAGAAGGUUUCAUGGCUGCCAGGGUUCUAUGCGAUUCCGCCAGAAAUUCAGAUUGCUGGCUCCAAGGCUUAUCAGCAAGGGAAGAUCUAUGGAAUUGAUGCUGCUUCUGGAGCUGCUAUAUUAGCACUUGAUGUUCGACCAGGCGACCAUGUUCUUGACCUCUGUGCUGCUCCAGGUGCAAAGCUUUGCAUGCUUGCAGAUACGCUUGGAACCACUGGUUCUCUGACUGGUGUUGAUGUUGCAAAGCACCGUCUUGCAGCCUGUCGUACAAUGUUGCAGAAGUAUUGUCUUGGUGACCGUACUCGGCUCUUUGUUGCUGAUGGAACUUUGUUUUCCAUUUUACCUGUGAACUCCAGGAUGCAAAGAAUGGAAGGUUCAAUUGGCGUUGAAGAAAAUGGAAGCACAUUCCCAGAAUGGACUUCAAGAAGAUCAUGGAAGGAUCGGCAGAAGACUAAGAAAGCAAAUGCAAAUGGUCCACAGCACCUACUGGCCACUUUGGAACCUGAACUGAUAUACUAUGGUAAACAUUCAGGAUUAGUUGGACUGUGUAAAUCUGAUGUCUUUUGUCCAUCAGUUGAUAAUGAAGCUUGUACAUCUGGCUAUGAUAAGGUCCUAGUGGAUGCGGAGUGUACUCAUGAUGGAUCCAUAAAACACAUUCAGAAAUUUGAAUUCUGGGGAUGGAAAACUCUGGAUCGCCGCAUACUUGAUGCUGGAAGAACCGAGAACCUUCUUCAGCUUCAGUUACAUCUUCUCACAAAUGGUUUUAAACUGUUGAAAACCGGUGGAUCACUUGUAUAUAGUACUUGCAGCUUGACAGUCUCACAAAAUGAGAGUGUGGUUCAGCAAUUCCUUUCAACUCACCCUUCUGCAGAUUUGCAGAAGAUCGAUUUGGCUGAUAAUUGGCCGUGCAGAAGUGGCGGCAUCCCCAAAACACUGCGAUUUGAUCCUGCAGUUUCACAAACCAGUGGUCUUUUUGUUGCCAAGUUCAGUAAACUACCAACUUAAAGCAUUUUCUGGUUUAUCUCCCUGGACCACUCAUGUCCUUUCACUUGUAAAACUGGGUAUUCUUGUCAGCAACUAAAUGACAAUAUAGUACAAGUUGGUUCCCAAUUCCCA